CGGCCGCGCCGUCCCAGUUCCGUGCCGGCUUGGCCAUGGACGGGCGGGACCGCUGGUGUACGUCGCGCCAGCUGCUGCUGCCGCCGCUGUUGCUGCUGCUGGUGCCAGCGCUGGUGCCGGCGCUAGUCUCAGCCGAGAAGUGCGAGCCCCUGCUUCGGGAUGAGGAGAGCCCGCCAGCCGCCAACACCAGCUUCAUUUCCAACAACAACACCCUACUGGAGGUGGAGGCCGGAGAGAACGCGGUGCUGCCAUGCCGCGUGCACCAGCCGCACACCAAGCGGGUAGCCUGGGUGUAUCAACCUUCACGACGUCUUCUAACCGUCCAGGACCGGGCCUUUACACAAGACAAGCGGGUGUCAGCACAAUUUUUCCGCCACACGGAGAUGUGGACACUAUACAUCCGCAACGUGAACACGAACGACACGGGCAUCUACGAGUGUCAGCUGUCGUCUCAUCCCUGGGAGCGGCUGCACGUCAGGCUGCGGGUCACAGACCCAGCCGGCAGCAACUCGACGGGCAACGGCCCGCUAAUGACCCGUGACUACUACGAGCCGGGCUUCAGGAUCGCCAGCGACACAUUGUGCCCGCACCACGGCGCCGGCGUCAAAGUGAUGAUGAUGGUGCAGAGCGCCCCGGGCAACGCUGAGAUCCGCCAAGUUCUGCGCAAAACCUGGGCCAAGCCGGCCAUCGAGCGCGAGGACGUGGUGCUGGGCUUCUUGUUGGCGCGCACCAACGAUUCGGCGGUGCAGGCGGCGAUCCAGCGCGAGAGCGACACGUUCGGCGACAUCAUCCAGGCCAGCUUCGUAGACCACUACAACAACCUGACGCUCAAGUCGCUGGCCACACUCGAGUGGUUCGACACGUACUGCAGGCGCGCGCAGUUCGUGCUCAAGGUAGACGAUGACCUUUUCGUCAGCGUUGACAACCUCGUGACGUUCAUUGAGCACCACCAGAACGAGCGGCGCGUGGUAUACGGCAACGUAGUGUACGACCCGAAGCCGGACCGCAACCUCGAGUCGCGCUACUACACCAGCCCAGAGGUGUGGGACAAGCCCAAGUACCCCAAGUACACGGGAGGCCCCAUCUACCUUAUCUCCUCCGACGCCACGCGCGGCAUCUACAAGCGGGUGAUGGAGCGGCCGUACCUCUUCAUUGAGGACGUCACCAUCACCGGCAUCGGCGCGCAGCUGGCGGGCGUUCGGCGCAAACGCGCGCCCGAGAUGUUCACCUACCACGUGCCCAGCUCGAAGACGUGCCUGUUCCGGCUGCUGAUCGGCGCCCACCAGAUCCCGACUGAGGACCUCGAGGACAUCUGGAGGCGCGUGCAAGAUCCGCAUAUCGAGUGUCCCCAGCAGUACUCGCCCACGCUCUGGGACCAGUGUGUCGGCCUCAAGCUGCAGGAGAGCCUGCGCCACUGCGUCAUGAUGAUGUUCUCGAAGACGAACAAGACGGCGAAGCACGACUGAGCGUUCGGUGAUGCUGUUGUGGUAGGCGGUGUCGUGAUAUGUGAUGGCGCUUGUGGCGCGACAACGUUGUCAGGGACGUUCGGUUGUAAAACACGGGAUUACACAACUCAGCUCAUGCCAAACGACGUGGUGUUGACUAUGCCAUCCGAGUCUUGUGUGCGUGUCGACGUUGAGUUGAGUUGAGUUGAGAAGUUGAGGCAAGCUGAUUCGAGUGUUGGACGGGAGUGGCUUUACUGUGUUGGGAUGAAUAUGCACAUGCACGAAGCCAUUCCUGGACGUGUUGCUUAUAACGUGACCAAUAUAGCCAGGUAUGGAUUGUGAAUUUC
Messenger RNA from Pollicipes pollicipes, 1792 nucleotides. Its product is annotated as beta-1,3-galactosyltransferase 5. The transcript has 5 exons. The record is from RefSeq and is a predicted model, not a curated record. Gene Ontology annotation, biological process: protein O-linked glycosylation. Bases 36 to 1466 code for a protein of 476 amino acids. NCBI's taxonomy places the organism in Eukaryota, Metazoa, Arthropoda, Thecostraca, Pollicipedomorpha, Pollicipedidae. Gene Ontology annotation, cellular component: Golgi membrane. Gene Ontology annotation, molecular function: hexosyltransferase activity.